Messenger RNA from Blepharisma stoltei, 381 nucleotides. NCBI's taxonomy places the organism in Eukaryota, Ciliophora, Heterotrichea, Heterotrichida, Blepharismidae. The record is from the annotation of a GenBank genome assembly.
AUGGAUAGCAAUCUCAACUCUCAAUUUGUGUCACUAAGUGCGAACUUUACAAUUCCGGUAGCUUCUGGGCCUAGUCUUAAAUCUAUUUCAAUAGACAGCCUAACAAGCGAAUUUUUUGAAGAUCUUCAGGGAGUCAGCAAUGAAUGCGAAUGUACACUUUUGUCAUCAAAGAAAGAAAUGGAAGAUCUUGAAUCAGAGAACAAUCUUUUGUCAGUAAUGGAGCAGAAGCUCUGCAAGCAAAUUCAAUUAUUAAUCCAAUAUAAUAAAGAGCUGCAAGUCAAACUGUCUAAGAAAAAGACUAAGCUUCAAAAAAGAGCCUUAUGCAUUAAAAUUGCAAGAAAAUUGCGUAAGACUGCAAACUGUAAAGAAACUCAAUGUUAA